CGUGGUGGGGGGAGGGGAAUGAGUGGACGGGUCCAUUUUUGGAUCCUUUGAGGGGGUGGCUCAUACGUACCUGGCUAGGAGGGGACGCUCCCAUUUUCUUUUGACGUGGGGGAGAGAAAAGGAAGAUGGCAAAAUGUGAAAAUUAGAGGCUCAACUGUAAGGAGACACCAUAAGACAGUGCCAGGACUUUAGUGAGCCUAUCUGCUCAUGGGCCUCCCCUCCUCAAAACCACCAGUUUUUAUGGCAUAAAAUCUAAACUACAUGUCUGCAUUACAGAUAUAUCACUGACUCUGCAAAGAGGGUAGUAGAAGAUACAGAAAGACAAAGGAAAUUAGAGAUGCUGCAAGGUCCAGGUCCAGCCUGGCGCCCCUCCCGCACAGCUCAUCUUACAGAUCUGUGGCCUCUGCUUCCGUCUGUAAACCUAUGGCUGUCCAACAACGUCAGUUGGUUGUUUCUGCGCUCUGAAGCAUGCACAACCAAGGUCACCUAAGGUCGCUGACCCAAAUUAAUCUCAGACUUCAAAUCUUCCCAGAACUCCCUGUUCUGGGGGACCAGGUGGGGGUCCCACACCCCCCUAAACGUCCUGAUUAUAUUCCUGUAGCUCCUCUCCCAAGUGGGACCUUCCUACCUAUUUAUUCCUUCUAGGUAGGUUGAUACUAAGAUUUAGAGAUCAAUCUUAUUUACUGUGUUUAUAUUUUGCUACAAUUCACUUGCCUGGAACGGGACCUGAGUCAUGGUACCAAAUACUAUGGCUGUUCACAAGUUCACAAGUACUUCCUGAAUGAAUUUUAAAUGAAUCGGUCAGAUCCUGGUCUUGUCCUACCAUGUUGGGGGAGGCAGAUCCAGACACAGAGCUGCAGGAAGAAUCAAAGUUGUGAUUAAGGAAGGUACAGGGGACUUCUGCGGGAGGAGGAAGAGAAGGACUCUGAGGGUGAAAGAUUUCCUAGAAGUAGUAUCUGAGGAGUUAGGCUUUGAAAGUUUACACAGGUAAUGUAGCUUACUAGGGUAUGGGGAAUACCCUGGCAUAGCUUGAUUUGAAAGUCUGAGGGGACAAGUGAGAAACAAAGUUUUGAGGCAUCCAUUCACCAAGCGCUGUUUCAAAUUAGAUGUUGGUUCAUUUCAUACUUACAGCAAUUGUAAGAAGGAGCUAAUAACUUCAUUUUACAGAUUAGGAAAACUGAAGCUCUGAGCAGUUACAUACUUAUCCUGGGUCACAGAGCUCAAAUGUGCUAAUCUGGGCAUUUGAACCUGGGUAGUCUAGUUCUGGAUCCUAGCUUUGAAUGACAACACUGUACUGAUUCUCUAGGGAUAAAGUCUGUGACUGUGUGGAGACUGGCUGCUUAUAGAGGCUACCGUGGCCCUUCUCUCCCUUCGCUUCGUCUCAUCUCAUGCUGCUGAGAGAAAGUCCGCCAAUAGAUGUCUAAACCAAUCAGCAUUGAGGAAGGGGGCGGGCCUAAUGGACCUCACAGCCAAUUGGUGAAGGGGAGGUACUUAAGGACAAAUGAAAGAAGUUUCCAAAAGUGAGGCUGGGGAGGGGAGGAGGGACUAUAACCGGCACUCUGGGCCGCUGGCACGUGCCCCUGGGCCUGCUCUUCUCCAGAGCAGGAAAGACAAAGGGUGUGGGAGGGGCACGCGCAUGCGCGGGCGCAUGAGACCCGGAAGAGCAUCGGGCGCGACAAAACCUGGGGUCACCACGGAAAAGAAGCCAUUGUACCCCACAGCCACGUGGAGUAGGCAGAGGGCGGGAUUCGUUGGGGCAGCAGAAGGUUGCCAUGGACCCCAGGGGGCCAGCCCCCAAGACUUUCCAGCGGCCUGAGAAACCUGGUCGUGUCCGCCGUCGGAAGACCAGGCGGGAGCGUAAUGAGGCUCUGGUGGGCAGUCGGCAGUCAUUGGCCCAUCAAGAUCCUCCUGUGGCCAGUCGGGAUCCACAUAUGGUCCUCCGGAAUUCUGUGGCCCCUGCUGCCCCCAAGCUUGUGGUCAUAACCCAGGGCCGGCUGAGCCGAGAGCACCGGGGUCUCUUCAGCCAUGAGGUGAAAUCUCUGGACGUUGCUCGACUGCUUAGCAGUGGGUCCCUGGAGCCAAGGACCCCUAAACUCCCCACUAAGUUCUCCCCAAGCCCAGGCAGGGCCCAAGAACCAGCCCCACAGUCAAGGGGCAAGGAGAACAAGGUCCCUGGAGGCUCGGGCCCAGGCCCACCUAGUCCCCUACAGUUCCCUGACUUGGAGCAGCUGCUGGAAGAGCUGCAAUGCCAGCUAAUUCUGCCACAGGCCUUCCCCAGGAGAAAUCUAGUACAAGAGGCCAGGGAUGUCAUCGUGAGCACCUUACAGGCCUGCCAUGGCUGUGUGCCUGACUUUACCCUGGUGCUCCGGAGUUGCCAGCCACCCUUGCCAGGGACCAAGCCUGGGGGCCCUGAGGAACGAAGGAUGACACCCUCCUGGAUCAACAGCCCUGAGCAGGCCCCAAGGGAGGGGAGGCAGAGGAGGCAAAAGAAGACAAAGGAGCUCAACUUCACCAUGCCUCACACCUGCAGCACUCCUACUGUGCACAGGGUGAGCCUGGCACCACCGAAAGGUCCCUGGCUACCCCCAUUGUCCUCAUUGCCUUCACCAUCGGAGAUGGCCUGGGGCCCCCCAACAGCUUUUGAUCUGCUGAAAAGUAUUUGGCUGGUAGCCACACCACCCCCUCCCCGGCCCUGGGGGGUUGGCCCACCACAACUCCUGCCUCAGCCACCAUCACCCUUGUUGCCCCGAACCUCUGCCCUGGACUGGAGCCCCAGCCCCCCUGCCCCACUGCCCAGCCUCUCCUGGGUGGUGGCCCAGAGCAGCCCGGAGGCCUGGUCCUUUCCACCCAUGAGACUGUACUGAGGGGGGCUGAGGCUAGGUUGGGGCCAGGAAUCCCACAUUCUAAUCACUUCAAUAAAAUACCUACUUUGUGGUC
Camelus dromedarius (Arabian camel) is the source of this 2937-nucleotide messenger RNA. RefSeq names its product proline rich 19 (gene PRR19). The transcript is spliced from 3 exons. NCBI's taxonomy places the organism in Eukaryota, Metazoa, Chordata, Mammalia, Artiodactyla, Camelidae. The record is from RefSeq and is a predicted model, not a curated record. The coding region runs from base 1773 to 2864 and encodes 363 amino acids.